Portunus trituberculatus (swimming crab) is the source of this 3038-nucleotide messenger RNA. Its product is annotated as crustacyanin-A2 subunit-like. Bases 638 to 1585 code for a protein of 315 amino acids. Gene Ontology annotation, molecular function: pigment binding. The transcript is spliced from 7 exons. Lineage: Eukaryota; Metazoa; Arthropoda; Malacostraca; Decapoda; Portunidae. The record is from RefSeq and is a predicted model, not a curated record.
CAAACCUCCUCGCGACGACCACAGAUCACUCCUUAGCAUUACCUCCGCCGCACCGCAUCCCGCACCUCCUUACCUUACUGUCCUCUACUCUCACUCUCACUCUCUCACUCCUCUCACAGUCUCAGUACGUGGUCACUCCGCCCCUACUUUCCUUGUCAGUCAGUAAGUCAUUCAGUCUGUCCGUCACCCGCACCACACUUGACUCGUGUCUCGUGUGUGUGUGUUUGUGUGUUCUCUGUCCCCCUCUCUCCCUGCUUAGUUCGUCUGUCACUUUUUCGCUGACCAGAGCUGGGAGUUGUAUUCUGGCCGUCCCUCCCCUUGUGGUGUUGUUGAAGGAAGGUGCUGGUUAGUCAGUCCUUCCCGUUCCUUCUCACUCCUCGCAACUCUUCCACCUGCUUCUCUUCCUGUCUUCCCUCCGUUUGUACUGAAGACAAAAGUAGCGGCAGUGAACGGGGAGUUAUCGUGAGGGUUUCCAUGUAAGGAAACCAAGCAAGAGAAGAAAGAAUUAAAGAAAAAAGAACGAAAGAAAAGAAGGAAAAAGGGAAGAAAAAGAAAAAAGACGAGAAAGGGAGAAAAGAAGGAGGAAAAGAAAAGAAGACCCACCACCACAACCACAACCACAACAACAACAACAACAAUGACUAUAACUACGCUGAAGGUGGCAGUGGCGGCAGUGGCGGCCCUUACAGUCCUCCUCCAGGCGGGACACGUGAGGGCCUUCGGUAUACCUGAGUUUCUGGAGUUUGGGGAGUGUCCGCCCAUCGAACCCAUGGCCAACCUCAACUUCGAGAGAUACGCAGGCUUCUGGUUUGACAUCGACAUGGUGCCGAACGAAUACGCGGACAUCACCAACUGCACCAUGACCAACUACACGUGGACGGGCGACCUCAUGGUGGUGGAGGCACGCGGGCUGAACAGAGAGGGCCUUAAGAUGAAACAGGGCUCUUUUAUGCACCCGACAGAGGGACAGCCCGGCGUGCUCACUGUGGAGGCCGAGGGAGUGCCCAGUGCGCCUUAUGUGAUAGUGGACACGGACUACGAGACCUACGCCUGUGUCCACUCCUGCAUGGCCAUGAUGGGUUUCCGCGCCGCCUUCUCCUGGAUUGUGUCCCGCCGCCCCUCCCUCGACCCCGCCCUCAUCGCCCACUGCAAGGACCAGCUGCACCAGUGGGACGUUGACACCUCCACCAUGCUCCCCGUCUCCCAGGGCAAGGACUGCCCCUACAUGAACAAGCUGGACGCCGUGCUGGACUACAGUGCGCGGGUGCAGGCCAAGGCGCAGGGGCGUGAGGUGGCCGUGCACAAGGUGAAGACUGACACCACUGCUAAGGGCGUGCAGACCGUCACUGACCAACACCACCGCAUGCAGGAAGAGAAAGACGAGGCCGAGGCGGAGAGCAGCGUGCCAGUGUCUGAGAUGAGCGAGGAGGAGGUGUUGGUGGUGAGCGAGGUGGUGCCCGACAGGAGGACACAGCACACAGAGAAGCAGGAGCCUAACGGGAGUGACCUGACCACCCCCAAUACUGGCCUGCUGGUGCUGCUGCUGGCCGCCAUCAUGAUCCUAGUGACGGCUCCACCCACCUAACCUAGUGCGUGUGCGUGUGUGUACGUGUGCGUGUGCAUGUGUGUGUGUGUGUGUGUAAGAGAUAAAGGACAGUAUUCUCACACGUUCUUAUUUUAUCUCAACUUGUUCAAACAGCUUUACUGGAAAUGACUGGGAGUUUCAAGGGCGUGUCUGUGAUUUCCUGUUAAUUCAAGGACACGUGGAGAUCUAACUAAAUAACCACCGCGGCCUUUGAAAGCAGCCCAAAGUGUUUCAGAAUAACUAGCCAAAGACUUGAAGCUUCAUAUACACUGAAGUCAGCGCGUGUCAAGAGACGAGGGGAGGAGCGAGUGUGGCCAAGAGGGAAAAGCAGUAGGAGGAGGAGGAGAAGGAGGAGGACGAAGAGGAGGCAGGAACAUAAUGAAGCUGCAAUAAACCACGAGUGCCUCAAGAAAGACCUAAGGAGGAGCUUGUACAGUAAAACAUGCUUGCAAUGGCUGUGACGAGACGAGACGAGAGCAUGUAUGGGACGGGAUAUGAAAGGAGGAAAGGAAGAUAGCGAGGACUCAGUAGGGAAUAACAGCAUACCGUUUUGAAGAAUGCAGUUCUGGGACACGUAUUACAGUUUCCAGUUGGUGAGAGAGGGCCGCCGUGGUACAGUGGAACCAUGCGUGCUUUGGGGUCCUAGGGGUCUCCAAGCGUAUGGGUUCGAAUCCUCUCCACGGUCUGAGUGUAGGUUGGGCUUCCUCACUCAGGGCAACGGUUUCCUAGCGGGUGGGCUUUAAGAUUGGAGGUACCCCAAAAAGUAUCCCCUUUAGCCCAGAAAUUCCCUUGAAAAGCCCACAUGGUAUAAAUAAAAAAACACACAAGAAAUACACACUGACUGGUAGCGACUGGCUGUUCUUUUGUUUGUGAUGGUGGUGUUGAAGAUUUGAUGUUAUUGAGUUCCAAGAUGGUGAUGGUGAUGAUGAUGAUGGUGAUGGUGAUAAUGGCGAGCAAGGGGUGUUGAGCUCCCCACAUGGUGUAGUAAGGUGCAAGAGGUAGGGUCAGCAUACAAACUUAAUAUAUUGUACUUAAAAGCCGUAAAGUUUGUCGUCUUCCACUUUUUUUUUUUUUUUCAUCCUUUUCACAUUAUACACUGGAUAAAUGUUUCUUUUUUUCUCUCUUUUUUGGCAUUUUGUAUCUUUAAUUUUGUUAAGUAUACUACCUCCUCCUCCUCCUCCUCCUCCUCCUCCUCCUCCUACUACUACUACUACUACUACUACUACUACUACUACUACUUCUACUUAAGCAUUUCGUACUAUUUUGUCAACAUCUUUCUCUUCCUCUUUUUCUUCCUCCACCACCUCAUUUUCCUCUUCCUCCCCAUUACUACUACUACUACUACUACUACUAUUACUCGUGUCACAACCCCAACGUGCCCCACACACGUCAGAGAGGUGUUGUGUUCUGUACAUGUUCUGUUGAUGCAUGAAAUAGAUGUUUGAAACCCUAA